This is a messenger RNA of Mya arenaria, 4115 nucleotides long. RefSeq names its product twinkle mtDNA helicase-like. Gene Ontology annotation, molecular function: ATP binding; 5'-3' DNA helicase activity; single-stranded DNA binding. The transcript is spliced from 14 exons. NCBI's taxonomy places the organism in Eukaryota, Metazoa, Mollusca, Bivalvia, Myida, Myidae. Gene Ontology annotation, biological process: mitochondrial DNA replication. The coding region runs from base 166 to 2436 and encodes 756 amino acids. The record is from RefSeq and is a predicted model, not a curated record. Gene Ontology annotation, cellular component: mitochondrion.
CGGAAACAGCAUGAAAAACUUCGCGGAAAAUUUGACGGUUCUAUAUUUUGAUAAAUUGCGUAAUAAUUAUUGGUCGUCUGAUUCGUGAUGAACCUGAAGGAAUGAAGAUGGAACAGAUGAAAGCUAAGACAGGUGCAAGAAUCUGUGAAUAAUAUUGAAAGAGCCAUGAUUUUGUAUUCAUGUACCACACCAAAUCAAAGAUGGUUGGUCCUGCUGUCAACAAGACUAAAAAGUCUCCAUACCAGUUGCAGAUCAAAAGCUCACUUGAAAAGAAAAGACAAUCUGGUAUCAGUAUGUUUUCCAGUACUGCAAAGUUCUGAAACUGGCCACCAACAUUCAAUGCGAUUCAGUCUUUGUCUGAGACUUUAUUCAACAGAUGGUGGGAGUAAGGACAACAAUGAGAAAACGAAAAUAACUGAAAAGGAUGGGAGCUCAAAAUCACUCGAAGAUACAUCAAAAACAUCUGUGUCAGUGGAUCAAAGGGUCGAAAAUCGUUUGACGGAACAGUCGGAGGCUAGUAGUGAAAGAACUAAAGUGGCUCAGAGUACAGCACAGGCAAUGGAUUUCUCUGAAUCGUUCCCAAAGAAUGGCACUGGAGAAAUUGUGAAAGUGCUCAAUGAGUUUGAUAUCCCCUACAAGAAGGGACAUACAUGUUACUUCACUGUGUGCCCCAAGCUUGGAAGGAUGGCAAUGAAGAGAAUGAAGGACCACAAUCUCAUGUACAUCAAUGCAAUCUCAGGUUAUUUUCGGUGCAGUGUGUGUGGAAAGUCAGGUGACUGGCCUUAUCUGCAAGACAACUAUGCAGCACUGGCACACCUUAAACCCGCAAACAGGAAACACAUGGAAUGUUUUAAAGAUGUUCGCGAUGUGAAAGUAGAGCCAGUUGAGCCUCAUAAGGAAGUUUUACGACGCUACAAUCAGGCACAAGACUUCUCCGCCCUAUCCGAUGAUGAAUUUGAAAACCUCCUGUCUAUAUUUGAUUGGUCUGGCCUACACCAGAAGACUUUCCAGAAGUUUGGUGUUCGAUGGACGCUAGAUGGGGGAAAGUAUCAGGUAGUGUUUCCAGUAUUUUCUCCACAAGGCGUUCUCACGUCCCUAAGGGUUUUCACGGGAAGCCUGUCUGAGGAAGGGGACAUCAGUGUAGGGCCCACACACAGCUAUCCAAAGAAGGCAGUGGAUGUGUUUGGAUGGCAGAUCCUGACAGGGGCAGGUACAUCUCGAAGAUUGAGGCCCCAACAGGUGGUCAUAACAAACAGAGAGGUGAAUGCAAUGGCGGUGUUCCAGGAGACAGGAAUUCCUGCCUUUGUGUUGGAAAAUGCAUCACACCUACCUCAGGAGUUGUUGCCUUACCUGGAGCAGUUUGAGUCCAUUAUUCUCUGGCUUGGUACGGACAUAACAGCCUGGCAGAAUACAAAACCAUUCGCCAAGAAACUCGAUGAGAAGAGAGUCUAUAUAUUUAGGCCAACAGUAUUGAAGCACAUGCCCUUGGAGUGUGUGCAAUGUGGGGAUGACGUACGUGAUGUGCUCGAUCAGGCGUGUUUCAUCAGCCACAAGGACGUCCUCUCCACCCUCAAUUUGCGCGAUGAGGUUUACGCAGAACUACAGCAGUUUGAUAAGGUCGCAGGGGUCAAGUGGAAACGUUAUGAGAAGUUGAAUGAGAUCUUAAAGGGGCAUCGGCGUGGGGAGUUGACAGUCCUUACAGGGCCAACGGGGUCAGGGAAGACAACGUUUGUGUCUGAAUACUCACUGGACCUCUGCAUGCAAGGGGUGAACACUCUAUGGGGUAGCUUUGAAAUCAACAAUGUCCGGCUUAUCAAAUGUAUGCUACAACAGUUUGCAGGUCGUAACAUGACGAAGCAUAUCAAGGACUUUGACGAAGUGUACGGAGAGUUUUCCCGACUUCCCAUGUACUUCAUGCGGUACUUCGGUCAACAAAACAUUGAUAAAGUGCUGGAGGUGAUGACUCAGGCCGUCUACAUCCACGACAUUAGCCAUGUGGUGAUCGACAACCUACAGUUUAUGAUGGGCAUGGACUAUACAGAGUUUAACCGCUGGAUAAAACAGGAUCUUGUUGUCAGCAUGUUCAGACAGUUUGCUACAGAGAAAAACUGCCAUGUCACACUCAUACUGCAUCCUAGAAAGGUGCGGGAAGGGGAGGAGCUUUCCACUGCUGCCAUAUUUGGAAGCGCCAAGGUCACUCAGGAAGCAGACAAUGUGAUACUUAUUCAGGAUCAGAGACUGGUCAAAGUCAUGGGCAAAAAGUACAUACAGGUGGUAAAGAACAGGUUCGAUGGUGACUUAGGAAUGAUCCAACUGAACUUUGACAAAGCCAGCAACAGCUUUCUCCUCGGCAGACAGAAACAAUCCAAACCAAAGCAGCCAGAGAGUGUUGAUGAGUCUUUUCAAUAUGGCGAUAUAGAUGGCGACAAGGACUGAAACCAUGGACAGCUUUUGCUGCACGGUUUCCUUUGACGGAAAAAGCUCUCCUAUUGUGACUUUCAAAGUGUGAUUCCCAGCAAGUGCUCUAGAUGUGUUGUUAGUUCUUAAUAUUAAUUGUUUGCGCCAGUGCUGUUCAUAAUGAUGUGUUCAGAAGUUUAAGUUGUUAUAUAUUAACAAGUUGCAUUGUGAUCCUUCAGUGGUUAUAUGGUUGAAGUGUGAAAUGUUUUGCGAAGAAAUGUGCUGGGGUUUUUUGGUGAAUGCUAUAGGUUGUGUUCAAGAAAAACCUUGAGUGUAGUAUUACAUGUUGAUCAAUUACAAGACUCUCUGUGCCAAAUGUUAUGUUAAUCUGCUAGAUUUUUAUUAAAUUUAUUAUUAUUAAAUUUAUUCUGUGGAGCUAGUGGGGGGUUUUUGAGAGAAAAUGGGGCCCAAUUUCAGCCCCUUUCACAAUCCCAAAAAUUAUACUAUUUUCACACAACAAUGGAAUCAAAUUCAACUAUCGAAAAAAACUUUUCUCCAACUGCUAUCAAGUCAGUAAGUACAAUUACGUUUAAAUGCUGUCUUAUUCUUUUAAAAUUUGGCCAGUGUUUGAAUUAUACAUUGGCAAAUUUUGAGUCAUAUUUUAGCUAUUCUCACAAUUCAAAGGUCAUUAAAAGGUGGGGGGAAAACUUUUACACAAAAAGUAACUUAUAUGAUCUUGAAAAUACCUAUCAUUGUCGAAACCUGCCACAGUUUGUGCCACCAUUCUGGGUGUUUUUUUCAGUCAAAGAAACUAUGAUGUUAUAUUUGAUGCUUGCAUCAUAAUUUAUUGUAAGACCUUUAUCCGUUUGUUGCUAUCAUAUGCUGUACGGUUGCAUUGUAGAUUAUACAUGUGCUUGUGUAGAAUAGCAAAUUCCCAGUAAAUUUAUUAGUAUUAUAUUGUUAAGGUGCUUUAUAUCUGUGUUCUUCCUAUAUCAAUAUUAUCCGUGUCUCAUUAUCAUUGUGUUGUUAAAAAAUGGGCCGAUUGCUCAGAACUUUGUUAAAGUGAACAACUUGAUUAACGAUAUGUUGUUAAAUUUGAAACAUGAAAUAUUUCAUGAUGUGCUCAAGUAUUAAUAUAAAGUGAGUACAACUGAAAACGUUGACUCAAAUCUUGGUAGAAAUACUACAGAUAAAAGGAAUAUCCAUAUUAAACUUUCAGAGCAGAAGAGAUUCUAAAUGUUAACAAUGUAGACGUUCACAAUGUUGUUAACUUUUACAAAGUUUGAUGAAUCGACCUGUUGUUUUUGAAUCUUGUUUUGUUUUGCUUUAACCCCAAUGUUUGUAAAAAUACAUGUCUUGAAAUAAUAGGAAAACUGAGACAAAAAUAUCUUGUAUCAAAUUUUAUCUUCUGACAUUGAUCUUUUUUUGCAAAAAAUAAUUUUUAUUGAACAUGAAUAUUGAUCAUGCAUUUGUUAAAAUACAACUACUGUUUGCAAAAAAAAAUAAGCCAAGUAUACUCAUCAAGCAGUUUAUAAUAUCAUGUUCAUAAUGUCAUUUUGCUGAAAAGAGUCUAUUCCAGUACCGCCCCAAAAGCAGUAUUGAAGUUUUUCGCACUUCGAAGAUAUUUGUUUGUGACCUUGUGAGAGUUAUUUAAAGCUUCUGUUUAAGUGUUGAAGUGAAACCAAUUCAAACUGUACAUGUAUAGAUGCUUUGCGGGA